Morchella sextelata is the source of this 666-nucleotide messenger RNA. RefSeq lists its product as uncharacterized. NCBI's taxonomy places the organism in Eukaryota, Fungi, Ascomycota, Pezizomycetes, Pezizales, Morchellaceae. The record is from RefSeq and is a predicted model, not a curated record. The coding region runs from base 1 to 666 and encodes 221 amino acids. The transcript is spliced from 2 exons.
AUGUAUUCCCGCCACCACCGCUCCAUGCCGAGUGCCCCGGUGCCCACCCACCGCCCCGACUCCCGCACCAUCUUCCAACAAAACCAAGCCCAAUUCCAAAAAAGCAUAGCCUGCAACCACCGCGGCCCCAACGGCGUGCGCUACAGCGGCGAGAUCUGCGAGAUCUGCUUCUGCCGCAUGAAUGACGUCCCACUCGAGGAAGCCCCUCUCAACCUCCCACGUAGCCAGACAGUUCCAGCAGUCACCCAGUUCAUGCAGAACCGCAGCUUCGGCAAUAUCAACCUCGUCGAGAACGACAACAUAGACCUCGUCGAGAACGAAAACGUCGUGGCUCACCCAAGUGGCUAUGGAACGGACACUGUGGGCAGCCGUCUGUUUAAUGCGGACCCGAUCGAUAUCGACUCUACACGAUCCGACCCCCGCCGGGUCUUGAGGCUGCCGGUAAUGCAGCCGGAGUUUGCGGGUGCGGAUACGAUUGCGAGGCUCAACGAUGACCCGGUUAGGCUUCACGAUAUGGCGUUUGGAGGGGAUUUUGGGACCUGGCGUAGCAAUGGCACUAGACGCAUGAAGUUUGAUCCGCCGGUCAAGUCUUUGAGUAUGAAGAGCAUUGAGAAGAAAGGUGUUAGGGGGUUUCUCGAAAGGGCUUUUGGAAGGAAACGCACCUAG